This is a messenger RNA of Exophiala oligosperma, 1464 nucleotides long. RefSeq lists its product as uncharacterized. Gene Ontology annotation, cellular component: membrane. Gene Ontology annotation, biological process: monosaccharide transmembrane transport. Lineage: Eukaryota; Fungi; Ascomycota; Eurotiomycetes; Chaetothyriales; Herpotrichiellaceae. The record is from RefSeq and is a predicted model, not a curated record. The transcript has 3 exons. Bases 1 to 1464 code for a protein of 487 amino acids. Gene Ontology annotation, molecular function: hexose transmembrane transporter activity.
AUGGCGCGAGCUUCACUAAACAGGACCAGCAGUGGCUUCAAGGCCCUCGGACAGGCUUCGGAAAGGGGCAAAACCGUGAAUGACACUAUUCCUGUAAUGACUCCUUCGACAAGAACAACCCCUUUCCUCAUCUAUCUCGUCUACAUCGUCACACUCGGUCCUUUGCAGUUCGGUUUCCACUUGGGAGAACUCAAUGCACCCGAGACGGUCAUCACUUGCAAGGUGGACAGACUACCCACCUACAGUAUCCUUGGACUUCCUCCGAUGUAUACCGAUGAGUCAGGUGGCCCUAUUGCGACAAAGUCCGGCCGGUUGUUCGCCCUGAAAUGGCUCGUCGUCUUCUUGGCCAUGGGACCAAUAACAGAAGCACUCGCUCACAGAAUUUGGAUUCUUGCCCUCGGUCGUGCCAUUUCUGGUCUGGGAGCCGGUGCUGCCGCCGUUGUCUGUCCAAUCUAUGUCUCAGAAAUUGCACCCCCUGACAAACGAGGACUUUUCGGAGCCUUCACCCAGGUUCAGAUCAACUCUGGAAUCUUGUUUGCUCAAGUCCUUGGGUACUUCUUGUCAAAGAACACCAAAUGGCGCUGGAUCCUCGCAACUGCCGGAUUCAUUGCCGCAGUCACAUUCAUCGGGUUGAUGUUUGCACCCGAAACUCCAAAGUGGCUUGCAGCGAACAAUCGACCUCGUAUGGCACGCACGACCUUGCAACGUAUCAGAGGGAAGAAUGUCGAGAUUCGAGAGGAGAUGGAGCAAUGGGAGAUCACGGAGGGGGAAGGAGAGGAGCAGAGUCUUCUGAGCGCACUUCAAGAUCCUCCGUCCCGAAAGAAGACAAGCAAAUCAAUCUUUGAAGUCGUCCGACUUGCAGAGUAUCGUCGCGCUGUGCUCGCUGUUGUUGGGAACAUGAUGGCUCAGCAGCUCUGUGGUAUCAAUGCUGUCGUCAUGUACAGCGUGGAAAUCCUGGGGCAGGUCAUGCCAACUCGAGCCGCAUUGAUCACGGUCAUUGUAUCUGCAAUCAAUGUCCUCGUCGGCUUACUGUCCUCACCAUUGCCGGACAAAAUCGGUCGCAAAGCCUGUCUCCUCUUAUCCAUCUCAGGCAUGGGAUCUGCCUCGGUCAUGCUCGCCAUCGGUCUCGAGAAAGAUUUGCGUUAUCUGACCAUUGCCGGAAUUGGGAUCUUUGUGUGCAGCUUUGGUGUUGGCCUGGGUCCUGUGCCAUUCCUCCUGCCUAGUGAGCUUGUUGGCCCUGAGGCUGUCGGAGCAGUCUCUAGCUGGGCACUUACUGGCAGCUGGCUGUCCACUUUCUUCGUUGCGCAAUUAUUUCCCAUGUUGAACGCAGCGCUCCCCCACGGUCACGUCUGGUGGGUGUUUGUGGCCACAGCAGGCGUCUUUGGCUUGUUCGUGGCGAUUUUCGUUCCGGGGAGCAAAGGAAAGGCCAACCCAGAUGAAGUCUGGGGCAGGUCAUCUUCGUGA